AUUGUGCAAUUCUCUGCAAUCAUGCUUGGCUAUAUUAUUCUUUCCUAUUCUUCAAAGUUUGCAUUCACAGACCGAUUUCUCUUCCAAUGCGGUUCCUUUAGGCACAACUAUCCGUCAAAGAACCAGGCCCAUUCCCGAAUUUCUCCCUCUGUUUUCCCGUAGAAUUGCAAAACUAGUUCUUACAUCUGCGGAUUAUACUGAUUAAACAUAAAUAACCAAAAAUGAGAUGGCUUGUUUGCAACAUGGAAAGGAAAAUUAGCCAAGUGGUUUCAAGAAAUUGUCCGUCUGGUGGCUGAGAAAAUGUAGGAAAGGCGGAGACUUGAAAGCUAAAAUUUUACGUUCAGCUUUAUACAGAGAAGGGGGGAGGGUGAUAAAGGAGAAAUUUUUCACCAAUGGCAAAUCGGAUGAAGGAAGACGAGAGAGUUGAAAGAAUUAUCCGCGGCCUUUUGAGGCUUCCUGAGAAUAGAAGAUGCAUCAAUUGCAACAGUUUGGGACCACAAUAUGUUUGCACAACUUUCUUGACGUUUAUUUGCACAAACUGCAGUGGAGUGCAUCGGGAAUUCACUCAUCGUGUAAAAUCAGUAUCGAUUGCUAAAUUCAGUGCUGAAGAAGUUAGUGCUCUUCAAGCAGGGGGAAAUGGGCGAGCAAGGCAGAUUUAUUUCAAAUCUUGGGAUACUCGGCGUCAACCUUACCCUGAUGCAAGUAAUAUUCAAAGACUUCGGGAUUUUAUUAAGGGUGUCUAUGUGGAUAGAAAAUACACCGGAGAGAUGAGUAUGGACAAGCAGCUUCCUAGACUGAGAUUGAAUGAAAAGAAGGAAUCUUAUGAAAGCACAAAAGUUCAAGCAUAUCGUGGUGGGUCUAGAAGCUCUGGUUAUGAGGACAGAUCUAGUCCUGGUCAGAGAAGUGAGGAUGGAAGUUUCAAAUAUCAUUAUGAUGAAAGAAGACGUCUUCAAUAUUCCCAAGAAAAUUCAAGAUACGGAGGUUUCAGGAGAAACCCUGUCCGCUUAGAGAUUGUUGAUGACAGGUUUCGAGAAAAUGAGCAUGGAUCCCGUAAGUCCUCAAAAUUUCCAAAGAACACAGAUAGGUCCCGUUCACCAGUGGUACGCUCUCUUAGAGAUAUUUUGGGAGACGGCAUUCCUCCCCUACAGAUAGGCAAACUUUCUACAGCAAUUAACGGGAAGGAUGCUGAUGGUUCUCCCCAUACUCAGAAUAUUGAGUCUUCCAGUGACCAGUGUUCCACUGAUAAGAGCCCAGAAGAACAUAAACACAAUAUUUCAGGAAGCUCGAUUGAUUUAAGUACUGAUUCCGAUCCCCUUGAUGCUGAAACUGAAACAAUACCACAGACACCACAGAUGCCUCACUCAGAUAGUGUUGGCGACUGGGCCUCAAUUCAACAGCCUACAAAGGAGAAGGCCUUUCAAGUUCCAAGCGCAAAUACUUUGGAAUCUUUAAUAUUUGAAUUGUCAGUACCCCCAGUUGUACCCGCUAGUGACAUGUCUGAAGGGCCUAGCAAUGAUGAUAUACUAUCAACCUCAGCCACAGGCACCACCCCUACAAGUGUACAGCAGAUGCCAGGAUUACCCAUUAGUGCUGGAGCUUCUACAACAACGUCAACUACACACUAUACGCCAGAAGAACCUUUUGACAGAGGUUCUCCACAAGCUGCACCUUGUGACAAUAUUAAAAUUUCUGACAAACAGAAACCAUUCAACAUCCAGCAAUAUCAUCCUACCGCAUCCCCAGCUGCAGAUAACAGCCCUAUCAUGCAACAGAAUAAUACACCUCUUCGAGCUUCAAAUGAUCAGCUGUGGAUUUCCUUGAGUCUCCCUGAUGGACAGGGGCAUGUGAGCGCUCCUGCUGAACAAUCUUCUCAAGCUGUCUCAAAAUCAGCACAAGACACCGGUUCUGGAGCUGGAUCUGAGCCUCUUUCAGUGGAAACCCAGUCUAAUGGAAGAAAGGAACUUCCUGCGGACCUUUUUACUACAACCUACACAGGAGUCGCAGCGCCUGUUGCAGGUUGGCAAAAUGGUUCUCCUUAUGGCAUGGGAAUUGGCAUGCAGUAUUAUCCUAAUGCAAUGACGGUUCCAGCAUUUCCCAACUCAGCAAGACCAACAAACCCAUUUGACCUUAAUGAUGAAAGAACUCAAGUAGAAGCCCCACCAUUUCCUUCCAUGGCAUCUUUGCAAGGUGCACUGCCAAAUGUGUCAGCUGCUAGCCCCUUAUUAUAUACUUCCAGCCUUAGUACCCAGUUUUCAGGUGCAUACAUAGGGACACAAGCACAUAAUAAUAAUAUGCCACCAUCCAGAUCGCAAGGACUCAGUGGGAUUGGUAGUGAUGGUGUCUUUGGAUCCUUAAACACAGCUCAACAGUCAACUGGAAAAUACUCGGCUUGGAGCAGUCCAAAUCCUUUUUCUUCAAUGGGAAGAAAUCCUUUUGGAUAAGUUUAAGAACCAAAGUUCUUGAAUAUGAUUUGCCUAGUGAUCAGGUGGCUUAUUUCUUAUAUUUCUGCCUAGUGAUCAGGGGUAUUAGAACAUUGCAAAUGCUCAGACAAGUGCAUGGAUAAAUUCAUUUCACUCCAUCCUUUCAUAUGAUUUGCUGUCACCAUUUAUAAUACUACUGUACUGUAGCUAGAGCCUUUGAUUGCUGUAUGCAUGAAAUGAUGUACCUUUUAAUUAAUAAAAUUGAGAAGGAGAACCAUGGAAUGACUGUA
Molecule: messenger RNA, 2710 nt
Organism: Carya illinoinensis
Lineage: Eukaryota; Viridiplantae; Streptophyta; Magnoliopsida; Fagales; Juglandaceae
Product: probable ADP-ribosylation factor GTPase-activating protein AGD14
Exons: 14
Coding region: 393-2441 (682 amino acids)
Molecular function (GO): GTPase activator activity
Source: RefSeq, a predicted model, not a curated record